This is a messenger RNA of Colletotrichum siamense, 1572 nucleotides long. RefSeq lists its product as uncharacterized. Lineage: Eukaryota; Fungi; Ascomycota; Sordariomycetes; Glomerellales; Glomerellaceae. The coding region runs from base 1 to 1572 and encodes 523 amino acids. The record is from RefSeq and is a predicted model, not a curated record. The transcript has 3 exons.
AUGGCUACCGCAUCCUCCCUCCGCUCACCUCCUCAAAAAUGGUCUCUUAACGACCUGAGCUCUGAGCUGCUAGCUCUGAUUUUCGAGCAGCUUAGAGAAAUUGACGAGCGUGCUGUUGCCGCAUCACGAUGCAUAUCAAAACGUUUUGAUGCGAUAGCGACCCCCGUAACGUACCAGACUUUACGUCUUAAUGAGCGCAUUGUGGCGCCCGACGCCGAAGCGCUGUUUCCUAAUCUUCUGCGCCAUGUUUCGACCUUUACCAACCACGUGGUCGUUCGCAGCGACCUGGACCCGGACGGCAUUCGGAGAGUGCUGGAUCGGGUUCAAAGGCUCAAAACUGUGCGGUGGCAGUAUGUAGACGCGGAGUUCAGAUCAGGGCGACUAUGGCUUCCGUCAGACGUGCUUAACCCACAGCAUACGCGGUUCAACGGGACCAAGCUGUUUGUAGAGGAUCUUCCACUCCGAGAGUUCGAGGGGCAGCUGCGAGACACCUACGUUCGAGCGAUACCUACCGACCUCCUUGUUUCCCUCAAACUGGCGAGCCCUGCACCACCGCUCACGACCCGGCUCAACUCGCUGAAACAGCUUCUCCUGCUGUCGCGCCGUCUCCAGACCUUCCACUACGAAGACCGAGGCCAGGGCACGAACUUCAAGUUUGCGAAUGGUGAGCGAAUGCCUCCGCUGAAGGACCUGGUGCUUAAGUCGUACGAUUGGAACCACUCCAAGGAGGAGACGCGUGCGUGUUGGGAUUUCGCCAAUCUCGAGUCGCUCGAUCUGAUAUCCGUCCCGGUCUUCAAUUUCCUGUCUUCCGUCGACUUCACCGAUUUGACAGGCCUACGACGGUUGCACUGCGAAGACUACAGUGCACACUUGGUGGACAAACGCCAGGAGGCGACAGGGGGCAUGUAUUUGCUUGUAGCCAACCACAUACGGGCGCUGCAGACGCUGAGUAUGACAUGCCACGUCCAGCUCUUUCCCUUGGACGGUAUCUUGAGGCAUGGAAACUCGCUACAAGAACUUCGAUUCCGCGAUCACGUGGGAUUUGGCGAAGAGGACAGACGAUGCCCGACCCUCUGGGCUGAAGACAUCGCGACGUUAGCGCAAGGACUGCCGUACGUCCAUACGCUCGAGUUGGACAUGGACGUAGCUCUCUGCGACCCUCCCCAAUUCCUGCGCGCCCUCUGCAGCUUCCGCAGUUUGCAGACUCUCACACUCCACGUGCAAACGGUCCUCCAUCCUCUGGAGGUCGUUCACCCGGGCAUGGACCGCGACUACGACGCAGCUGUCCGCACCUUCCAGUUCCUGUUGAGCGGAAGGGAGCAUACCAACCCCGAGCUGCCCUGGAAGCAAAUCACCAUCAACGUGGGCGGCUGGCGGAAAGUCAUGGUUCGCCGGUUCAGUGCCGCCUGGCGCCGGCAGAACGAGAACGGCGUCUACGCCGAGCGAUGUUUUGUGCUUGAAAGGAAUGAAUAUGGACAGAUGAACUACCGCGAGGAGAUGAGCGUGGAGGGACGCUCGUCAACGCCAACGCCUGACCCACCAACACCUAACAUGGAUACUGAUUACGACUGA